CACAUCGUCAGUUCGUCAGUCGUUUGAAGACCGCAAUAGAAGCGCGACGUUUUCGAACGGCGCCCGAUCGCGUUUCGUAACUAUUUUACGCAAGAUAAAAUAUUUUUUCCUAUUAUUUUUAUAAUACAAAUAAAUAACAAAGAAAACUAAUACCAUAAUAGUGUAUAGUGUUUUUAUAAAUUUUUCACACAAUGUUUUGCCGGCUGAAUUUAUUUCUGAUUGGACUUUUAUGCCGAAUUGCAUCCGUGUCCCCGAUUGAUGAAAUAGAAGCCGAUGACGAGGUGCUGCAUUUGAUCGGUGAGCCGGAUUUCCGCGACGUCCGGCUGCGCUGGGAGUACGGCAGCGAGGAGGGACAGCCGCUGCUCGCCUUCCAAGUGCACUACUGCGAGCUGCAGGCCUGGGGGCAGUACAGGUGUCGCACUAAAGUAGUAGAAAAUCAUGAAAACGAAAAAGCGGGUCGCAGUCGUGCUGGCGACAUACCGACGACGACGCCGAGUGGACGACGCGGGCGUGCGUACAGCACGCACAUUUCCGGUCUGCGCAUGGCCACCACAUACUCGUUCGAGGUCCGCCCCGUGAGGCGAGACGCACGUGACUUAACUGACCCCCAGUCUAUUGGAUCCAAGAUCAUCAUUGUGCCUACUAAAGGAUUUUCAGCGCGCGCUACGCAAUGCCUGCCACACGCGAGCGAAGUAGAAGUAUCGACUGGUCCGUACUUCGGCGGGCGUAUAGCGGUAGAGGCGGCUGACGGCGGACCCGAGCGGUGCGCGCUGCAAGGCAACCCGCGCAGCGCGCAGGACGCCUACAUCCUUAGGAUACACCAUCAGGAGUGCGGCUCAGAGGUCAACGACACGACUGUCGCUACCUACGUUAUCGUGCAAGAGAAUCUUCCCAUACUAACGCAUAGCACUCGUCGAUUUCUAGUUUUGUGUACAUAUAAACCUGAAACUCUUACGGUCAGAGCUGGUAUUAAUUUACCUAAAGCCGACCCUGGAGAUGUGCUGCAUCAGACGAAGCCGAUAGGCUCCGUGGAGCCAUAUGACAAUCAGGAUAUGGACUACAAUGAUCUACAGCCGGCCAGGCUUGAAGCACGCAAAGAGGAAACUCAACAAAGUGCGUUUGGCGAAGUGUUAUUAGUGAUGUUCCUGGUAGUCGCUGCGUUUGGCGGUAUCGCGCUACUCAUAUGGAAGAUGGUGCCACAAACGGACAAAGACAACGUAUCUAUCACAACAAUGUCGUCGAUGCGCAGUAGUAUAUUCGGAAGACGGAACAGGGACAGAUUUUCAGAUAGAAGUUCCGUGUACUCAAUAACAUUGUCAGAAAAAGAAGGAACGAAGAAAAGUAACGAAGGAGACAAUACUUCGGAGGCGUAAAAUUCUAAGGUUUAUUUAUUAGUUGCACGUGUUGUGUUGUAUUAUAUUGUGAUGUAAUUAUAAUUAGGUCAAAUUAGCUUACGAAGCUUCUGAUAGAUUUAAUGUUGGCGCUAGGAACAUUAUACCUUUCGAUGCUAAAUCAACAGAUGUUUAAGAUCAAAGUAGAAAGAAGUUUUGGUGUUUAAUUACAAAUGUUUAGCUUCAUUUGAUUUACGUAAAUAUUAUAAAGAAUUUUUGUAUGCUUUGACCCGAUUAGUGGUCGAUACGACCGUUUUGUAUGUGUAAAGCGAAAAAAUUGUAUGUACAAAGAGUAUUGGAAAGAAGAUUGUAUAGUGUUUUGGUCUCAAAUUAAUUUUAAUCUUUUAUUUUAGACAAUUGGACACUUGCACUGUGCUAUGAUGGCCAUACAAAGAUAGCAUAUAAUCGUGUAUUUUAAAUUAUAUUCUAGGAUAAGAAAAAAAUGAGUG
Papilio polytes (common Mormon) is the source of this 1840-nucleotide messenger RNA. RefSeq lists its product as uncharacterized. NCBI's taxonomy places the organism in Eukaryota, Metazoa, Arthropoda, Insecta, Lepidoptera, Papilionidae. The coding region runs from base 192 to 1373 and encodes 393 amino acids. Gene Ontology annotation, molecular function: protein binding. The transcript has 6 exons. The record is from RefSeq and is a predicted model, not a curated record.